Molecule: messenger RNA, 409 nt
Organism: Sebastes umbrosus (honeycomb rockfish)
Lineage: Eukaryota; Metazoa; Chordata; Actinopteri; Perciformes; Sebastidae
Product: cytochrome c oxidase subunit 8A, mitochondrial-like
Exons: 2
Coding region: 59-283 (74 amino acids)
Biological process (GO): mitochondrial electron transport, cytochrome c to oxygen
Cellular component (GO): mitochondrion
Source: RefSeq, a predicted model, not a curated record
GGAGACAUUUCCACAGAAACAUCACCAUUUUCCAGAAGAGGUGACUGUGAGCAGAAAGAUGUUCUCCCUCCUUAGGAGACCCACACUGACCUGGUCUAGGUUGAUGAGAGCCAUUCAGCAAAGUCACAGGUCAACCAUCUACAGCAAGCCGCCAAAGGAAAAGAUCGGGCCAGUGCAGUCUUUCUUUGCCAUCUGUGUGUUUGCUGUGACUCUUUUGGCCCCGGCCGGAUGGAUCAUGCAUCACAUCCCAGAAUACCGGCAGAGAUCACCUCCACAACCCUGACUCCUGCAAGAAGACACCCAUGUACUUGUGCUAUUGUGUGUGGAUUUAUCCAAUUUGUAAAAAUGUUAUAAAGGGAAGUAAAGCAUGAUGAUGAAACUGUUUCCCCGUAUAAAGACUUUGAUAUGA